Molecule: messenger RNA, 706 nt
Organism: Benincasa hispida (wax gourd)
Lineage: Eukaryota; Viridiplantae; Streptophyta; Magnoliopsida; Cucurbitales; Cucurbitaceae
Product: major pollen allergen Lol p 11-like
Source: RefSeq, a predicted model, not a curated record
UAAAUUAUAAAAAAAAAAAAAAAAAGGAAAGACGGGCAUGUGAAUAAUGGAAGUGGUGAUGAGAGAAUGCGGAAGUGAAGGGAAAGAGCACGUUGUAACAUUAAUGGCUCACACAAAUCCAAGUUCUUAAUCUUCAAAACCCGCCUUUUAAAUAUAACCAAGCAUUGAAAAUAUGAGGCCGCCCCCUUAAUCUUUCUUCAUUCUCCUUCCAAUCAUGGCUACUGCUAAUCUUUUCAAAUUUUUCUUUGGUGUUUGUAUUCUUGUGCUGCUUCAUGGCCUGCACGCCUCGGCGCAGCUUUUCGUCGUCAAUGGUUGUGUCUACUGUGACACAUGUCGGUGUGGUUUCGAGACUAACGUCUCCACUCCCAUUUCCGGUGCAAGAGUGAGAUUAGAAUGCAGAGAUAGAGCCAAGUGGGUGUUGAAGUUUACCAAAGAAGUUAUAACCAAUUCCGAAGGAAAAUACACUAUUGAUGUUAGUGAAGACCAUAAGGAUGAAAGUUGUAAGGUAAUUCUUGUGAGCAGUCCUCACCCUAGCUGCAACCAGGCCGAUCGAGGCCGAAACAGUGCUACUGUUAUUCUCACCAACAACAAUGGCCUCACCAAUAAAUUUCGCUAUGCAAAUGCUAUGGGCUUCUUGAUUCGACGUCCUCUUGCUUUUUGCCCCACCAUUCUCAAGCAAUAUCUUGAUUACGACGAGUCGUUGUGA